Messenger RNA from Salvelinus sp. IW2-2015, 3102 nucleotides. RefSeq names its product BTB/POZ domain-containing protein 2. Gene Ontology annotation, biological process: neurogenesis. Gene Ontology annotation, molecular function: protein binding. NCBI's taxonomy places the organism in Eukaryota, Metazoa, Chordata, Actinopteri, Salmoniformes, Salmonidae. The record is from RefSeq and is a predicted model, not a curated record. Gene Ontology annotation, cellular component: cytosol; P-body.
CCCACGAUCUUCAGAUUCAAGAUGGCUGCUGGGGACUACAGCGGCAGGCCUCCCUCCCUAAAUUUCCCCGGCCCAGGGCCUUUGGGAAAUGGCCAGCCCAGCAACAGUGGUUAUUCAAUGCCUACGCCUGCAAGGCGCCCCAACCCGCAGUCGGGGCCUGGCGGAGAAGAAAGCGCCGGUGUUGCAGCUGGAACUCCACCGAAUGUGCAGAACUCGAUUCAGCGAGCGUCAGCUCAAAGCGCUGCGGCAAGGGGGGCCUCCGGAGCAACGGCAUCGAAUGUUUCCGCUGCGAGUGUACCAGGAACCCAUUCCUCACUGGCGUCAGCACCACCGGCCGCUGCUGUUUUGGUUUACCGGGAGCCCGUGUACAACUGGCAGGCGACGAAAAGCACCGUAAAGGAACGGUUUGCUUUCCUGUUCAAUAACGAGGUUCUGAGUGACGUUCAUUUUCUGGUGGGGAAAGGUAUGGGAGUGCAACGAAUACCAGCACACAGAUUCGUUCUCGCUGUGGGCAGCGCAGUCUUCGAUGCCAUGUUCAACGGGGGUAUGGCGACCACCUCAACGGAAAUCGAGUUGCCAGAUGUCGAACCUGCAGCCUUUCUGGCAUUACUGAAGUUCCUGUACUCUGAUGAGGUCCAGAUAGGGCCUGAGACGGUGAUGACCACUCUGUACACGGCUAAGAAGUAUGCAGUGCCAGCCUUGGAGGCCCACUGUGUGGAGUUCCUCAAGAAGAACCUGCGGGCUGACAAUGCCUUCAUGCUGCUCACUCAGGCUCGACUUUUCGAUGAGCCCCAGCUUGCCAGCUUGUGUCUAGAGAACAUCGAUAAGAAUACCGGAGAUGCGCUCGCAGCUGAGGGUUUCACUGACAUAGAUCUGGAUACUUUAGUGGCUGUGCUGGAGCGGGACACUCUGGGGGUGAGGGAGGUGCGUUUAUUUGUUGCGGCGGUACGCUGGGCAGAGGCAGAGGCCCACCGGCAGCAGCUACAGCCCACCCCAGAGAACAAACGCAGGGUCCUGGGCAAGGCCCUCGCCCUCAUCCGCUUCCCACUCAUGACUAUCGAGGAGUUUGCCGCAGGACCGGCCCAGUCCAGUAUCCUGACAGACAGGGAGGUGGUGAGUCUGUUCCUUCACUUCACGGUGAACCCAAAGCCCCGCGUAGAGUUCAUCGACCGGCCUCGCUGCUGCUUACGGGGGAAGGAGUGCAGCAUCACACGCUUCGGACAGGUGGAGAGCCGCUGGGGCUACAGUGGGACCAGUGACCGUAUACGGUUUUCAGUGAACAGGAGGAUCUUCGUGGUUGGCUUUGGCCUCUACGGCUCCAUACACGGCCCCACAGACUACCAAGUCAACAUCCAGAUCAUUCACACAGAUAGUAACACAGUGCUGGGUCAGAACGACACAGGUUUCAGCUGUGAUGGCUCAUCCAACACCUUCAGAGUCAUGUUCAAGGAGCCGGUGGAGAUCCUACCCAACGUCAACUACACAGCCUGCGCCACACUCAAGGGUCCUGACUCUCACUAUGGGACCAAGGGAAUGCGUAAAGUGACUCACGAGUCGUCCUCCACCGGCACCAAGACCUGCUUCACCUUCUGCUACGCCGCGGGCAACAACAACGGCACCUCGGUAGAAGACGGACAGAUCCCCGAAGUCAUCUUCUACACCUAGUCCCCUCUAACCUCACGGUCACUGGACUGCUGAGAGACUCUGGCCCAAUUGCCUAUCUACCCCGUGGCCCUUCCUUAGUCUGAUUGUACGUGAUUGGUUGGAUUGUGGGAUGUAGUGGAAGCCACGCACCCAGUUCUGUCAGAGUGGUGAGGUCACAGAGGGAUCAAGGUCUUUAUCCCUCGCUCAACUCCCCCUUCCACUGACCAUGGAGAGGGGUCUGUUUGAUGUUGAGGGAUGUCGGCUUGUUACUUUGACAAACGUUUUGUCUGCUGAGAGAGGGAGGACUGGGCCUCUMUACUGGGGUUAAAACCCAGACUGGGAAGAGUCAUAAACUGGUCAGAACUAUUGACUCUUACUUGGGAAAAGGAGGAAAGCUUGACAUGUAUUUACAGAACCACCCCUUGUAUGGUCAUCCAGCUACGCCGAUGUAUAUACGAACUUACUGUUACACUACUGAUCAGGAUCCAUCUGAUUGACCCACCAUGCUUCCCCUGACUUGAAUUCCAGUCCCUAGCCCUUUAGGAUGCACAAAAACAUCUUUAAACAAUGUUUUUAACCAUCAGGUUAAAAUGUUGUCUUUGGACUCAUGUCAUUUGCCUUUACAGGAUAUUCAGCACAUAGCUUGUGUUUUGUUCUGCCUGUUCUACAUGGAUUUACACAAGUUUAUGGCUUGUAGUUGCAUUAAGAGUCGGCUUGUCCCUUGUCAGGUGGACAAUGCAAGGCUGCAGGAUGUUCAGCUCUCGCUACCACUACGAAAUAGUCGGGUCCAUAAUAGCCGCCUUUGGCAAUGAGCAAAAAAAUAACUAAAUUGGAGGUGUAUUGUUUGAGGAUAACAGCCUUUUUCUAAACUGUUAAGAAUAAAAUCCCUAGGGCAGUCUAAGGCUGAUGUUGAUUGUGGGCAAUUUCAUUUGGGCUUAAAUGUUCUGGUACUUGGAAGGAAAACAGCCCCAUCAAAGAUCUACCAUAGGUAAAAGCAUCUUUAUUUCCCAAAGCCAUUAAUCAGACUCCAGGCAGUGCCAUACACACCAGCUCAUCUUGAUCAAGGGUGCAAAUAAGUAUUAACCAAAGCCAUCAUAAUAUACAGCUUCCGAUUGAAAUGUAGGUCAUUUCCGCCUGAGUAGAACAUACAAAUGCAGUCCCCACUAAGAGGAAACAUUGCCUUUAAAGCUGAACUUUGAUGCAGACUGAAUUGAUAGUCUCACACUGCUGGCCAAGGAUCUUUAGCAUGUUUGCAUGGGUCAAAUGAAGUAUUCAGGGAACAUUACAGAAAUAGUUACUGGCACAUUAAUGAACAUGUGUCAAGGUAAUGAUUGUAUAACGAAAUUACCUUGUUGUACCAUUUAUAUACUAACGAUCCACCAUCAACUCAUAAUCACUAGUUACCAUUUUCUUAAUUUCAGACCAUUCAAAAGCCAAUAAAGACAUCCACUCCAUGUA